UUAAGUGAACAAGAUCUCCUUUCCCCCUGUACCCUCACACCUCAUCCUGGGAUCAGAGCAAGGGGAGCUGCUGUAUGCUGCCAGGACACACUUGGGAUGUGAAUAGCACAAGCUCCAGCUGGGACCUCCUGAUGAAUUAACUCACAGACACACUGAGAAGAACAGAUACAUUUUGGAACCUUCAGAGCCAGCCUGGUGGAACUACCCGGUGACUUGAUGUGGAUUAUGGAGGUGGAAGCCAGGUCGUUAUCAGAGAAUUCGAAUUCUGUGGGUGAAGAGGUCUAUAACUGAAGGUCUACAGGAUCUCCUGGGGGAGAGAGGCAGGACUUCCCGACUGGGUCUUCUAAUGUCUCUACAAUUAAACAGACCUUGGGGUUAUUAUGCCAAUAUUUGUUUUAUUAUUCUACAAUAGUCGAGAUGAAGGAAAAAUCAAAAAACGCAGCCAAAACCAGAAGAGAAAAGGAGAAUGGGGAAUUUUAUGAACUGGCCAAAUUAUUGCCUCUGCCGUCGGCCAUCACUUCCCAACUAGACAAAGCGUCCAUCAUCCGCCUGACCACCAGCUACCUAAAAAUGAGGGCAGUCUUUCCAGACGGAUUAGGUGAUGCUUGGGGCCAUCCAUCUCGAAUUGGACCAUUGGAUAAUGUGGCAAAAGAACUAGGAUCUCAUCUGCUGCAGACUCUCGAUGGAUUUGUUUUCGUAGUUGCGUCUGACGGAAAAAUAAUGUACAUUUCAGAGACGGCGUCCGUUCAUCUAGGUCUCUCGCAGGUGGAGCUGACCGGUAAUAGUAUUUAUGAAUACAUACAUCCUUCGGAUCACGAUGAAAUGACAGCCGUUCUCACAGCCCAUCAGCCUCUUCAUCCACACCUGCUUCAAGAAUAUGAGAUCGAGAGAUCAUUCUUCCUACGGAUGAAAUGCGUUCUUGCCAAAAGAAAUGCAGGGCUCACAUGUAGCGGCUACAAGGUGAUUCACUGCAGUGGGUAUCUGAAAAUAAGGCAGUAUAUGCUGGACAUUUCUUUAUAUGACUCCUGCUAUCAAAUUGUAGGGCUCGUAGCUGUUGGACAGUCCUUACCCCCAAGUGCAAUAACAGAGAUCAAACUCCACAGUAAUAUGUUCAUGUUCAGAGCAAGCCUGGAUCUGAAACUCAUCUUCCUGGAUUCAAGAGUAGCUGAACUAACUGGAUAUGAACCGCAAGACUUAAUUGAGAAAACCCUCUAUCACCAUGUGCAUGGCUGUGACGUGUUCCACCUUCGAUACGCUCAUCAUCUCUUGUUGGUGAAAGGCCAGGUCACAACAAAAUAUUACCGGUUACUGUCUAAGCACGGAGGCUGGGUCUGGGUGCAGAGCUACGCAACCAUUGUACACAACAGUCGUUCAUCGAGACCUCACUGCAUUGUGAGUGUGAACUACGUGCUCACAGAUAUUGAAUACAAAGACCUCCAGAUGUCUUUAGAGCAAGUUACGGUUUCGAAAACACCAUUUCCCUGCAGGACCACAAUGACUACCUCACAGGAAGCACGGAAACCAGGCAAAAUGAAACCGGUGAAACUUAAAUCCAAAUCAAGAACAAAUCCGUACCCCCAGCCAUACAGCACUUUCCAAAAUGAUAAAAAUGAAUGCACCCAGUAUGGAAACUGGAAAGGGAGCCCAACGAUAAAUGCUGCAAUGACUCAAGACCAGAACAGUAAUUCGGAAAACAAUGAACUUUUAUACACCCCUGCGUACAGCUUGCCAUUUCCUUACCACUAUGGACACUUUCCCAUCGAUUCCCACGUACUAGGUGGUAAGAAACAAGGAAGGCCGCCUAGAUUUGCACAGUCGCAAGCACCCCCCUGUGAAGUGGCACGGUUUUUCUUCAGCACACUACAGACAGGUGGCGAAUGCCACUGGCAUUAUGCCAACUCUAUAGUGCAAAAUUCUCCACCAAAGAAUGUUCACGAUCCAACGGUGACACCACCUCAGCACUGCCUGGCUCAGAGUUAUGAAGCAACUAAGAGAUACAGUGAUGGAGACAACCUGUCUGAAGGAUUUAUUGGAUGCUCAUCGUCAAGACCGAACAACAGAUACAAAGAUGAACUCUACUGUGCGACGGCCAUGAAGACCAACAAGUUGGAAACCAGGUCAACGCCAAUUUACCACACUGUAAAAGAGGAAAACAAGUUGACUUUCAGCAGAUACCAGCAGGAGAAAAUGGCUGCCAGUGAGAAGCACUAUUCCAAUGCUUUGAACAAUUCUGUUCUGCCAAAGUCUGAAUGCCUUCAUGCAAAGACUAUCGGACAAUUAAGUCAUCUCUUACCAAGACCAAUGGUUUAUGAGCAGACGCGAAGGAUUUGUAUGAAGGAAACCCGAUAUGGGAAUGUCAACCAUCAUCACACAGGUUACAAUGAACUAGAAAACAACGAACGAGUGACUCCAAAAUUUCCGCACCCCAAUACAGAACACGAGCACUUCAAGUCUAGUGAACAAGCGCCCUAUGUACCUCUUAAUUACCAUCAUGUGUUAACCAAACAUGGGACAUGCCAAAUGUCACCGUGUUCCGGAGCAGAUCAUGGGACAGAAAGCUAUGGUUGUAACUCUGAAGAUGUAAACUCGUUUAUUUACAAAAACCAAAGUCUGUCAUCCAUCUCUUCCCCAGAGACCCAAAGGGAAACUGCACUUCCACAUUAUAUUGGGACUUCGGUAAUAAUAACCAAUGGAAGGUGACAGUAUCAUGGGUGGUUUUAGUUUGCUAAUAAAGAAAUGGAAUUAUUCACACAGUAUCAGGAUAAGACAUGGUGACCAAUCACUCACCUUGCAAAACUGAAGGUCAUUAAAGGACAAACAAACAUGUGCCCUUGGCAAACCAAGUGUAACCAAAGCUGAUAAGAAAUCAUACUCUUAGCUCCAGAGUAACGUAAACAGAGUAAUAUUAAUCUCUGGUGUAGACCAGGCCAUUUGAGAAGUCAUAUGCCGGAUCAUAUUUCACUAUUUCCGACUGCAGAAUUAAUGAAAGUGAUACAUGCAGUUUAACAUGUACAUGAGGAAAGUAAAAAAAAAAGAAAAUAUAAUCUGCUGUAACAAAAAAAUAAAUAAAUACAAAGUGAAAAAAUUAAGCAAGUCCAUGGGGAGAGAUGUAUAAAUAAAGACUUAAUUGCUAAAUAUAUCCCCCUUAGUCUUAUUUUUUCCUCUGCGUUUUAUACAAUGCUCAAGAUCUGUGAGUAAUCUUAUCAGGCUAUAGAAAAAAUUAAAUAAUUCACAAAUAAAUGUUUUCACAAAUCUGAAUAUAAAAUAAAAAGGCCCAAUAAUGGAUACAUUCAUUAAACAUCGGAUUUUGGUAUGAUGACAACCAAUUUUUUUUUAAAAAAAUGCAAAUUAUCCAAUCUCCAAAUCAACUGAGUCAGAGUUUAUUUCAAACCUGUCUACAUUUUUCAAGUUGUCAACUCACUACAAAUCACUUAUUUACAGACUUAUUCAGUAACGUGUGAAUGGUUUGGAAGUCAAAGAAAACGCAAAUUUAAGGGCCAAAAUAUCUGAACUGAAACCCUGAAUGUUCCCAAAUUGGCUGUUUUUGACCUACAAUUUGAAAUUCACCAAUAUUUGUAUUUUGGUGCAGCCACACAAGUUGCACACAGUUGCCCAAUUUCUGUCUCACCCACACAUUAUACAUCUCUCCCCCGUUAUUAGACACAUGUAACACAAUGCUCCAGGUAGCUUUCUGUUAAGCCAAUUAAAACAAUUCUCCUUUUUAACAUGUCUAUAGUAAUGUCAAACAGGCUGGCAGCCAAACACUGCCUUUGUAUGCCUAAUAAAAGAUAAUCUGAGCAAA
Pelobates fuscus (common spadefoot toad) is the source of this 3802-nucleotide messenger RNA. It is a transcript of the gene SIM2, whose product is annotated as SIM bHLH transcription factor 2. Lineage: Eukaryota; Metazoa; Chordata; Amphibia; Anura; Pelobatidae. Bases 418 to 2700 code for a protein of 760 amino acids. Gene Ontology annotation, molecular function: protein dimerization activity; DNA-binding transcription factor activity, RNA polymerase II-specific; RNA polymerase II transcription regulatory region sequence-specific DNA binding. The transcript is spliced from 12 exons. The record is from RefSeq and is a predicted model, not a curated record. Gene Ontology annotation, biological process: regulation of transcription by RNA polymerase II.